AUGGAACAAAUAGGCGAAGACCUCUUCGGCUCAACCUUCACCGAAUGGCCCAUCCUCCUGCGUCCAGUAUGGGCAACCAUGAUCUUCAUCAUCGGUGGUAUCAAGCUAUUCUACUAUUUUCUGUUACCAGCCGCCGCCGCUAUUAUCAUUCUACUCUUGGCUGUUGUGAUAGUGGGCGCUUCGGUUGGGUUUCUUGUUAGAGGCAGGCAGCUGGGUUCCAAUGAAGAUGAGACGAAGCGGAAAAGAGAUGAUAAUGAGACUCGGCGCAGUGUGCAGCAUCGGCUUGAGGCUGGGGAGCUGAGAUGA
Penicillium psychrosexuale is the source of this 306-nucleotide messenger RNA. RefSeq lists its product as uncharacterized. The coding region runs from base 1 to 306 and encodes 101 amino acids. Lineage: Eukaryota; Fungi; Ascomycota; Eurotiomycetes; Eurotiales; Aspergillaceae. The transcript has a single exon. The record is from RefSeq and is a predicted model, not a curated record.